CGGCUCGAGAGCAGCAGGCUCGGUUGCGCUGGGCGUUGCGAGCGGUUGCGCCGCGCUCUCCCCCUUGGUAACCGGAGUGCGGGCGGAGGGGCGGCGGGGACUGUCCGCCGCUGCCAGCAGCCCCGGGGCCCCUGCCUGGCUCCAGCCUCCCGGCCGCCGAGCGCGCGAUCGCGGGUCCCGCCGCGGGGAGCCGAGCCGAGCGGAGCGGAGCGAGCGCGGGGCGGCGGCGGCGGCUCCAUCAUGUCGACGGGCGGCGACUUCGGCAACCCGCUGCGGAAAUUCAAGCUGGUUUUCCUGGGCGAGCAGAGCGUGGGGAAGACCUCCUUGAUCACCAGGUUCAUGUAUGACAGCUUUGACAACACCUAUCAGGCAACAAUUGGCAUUGACUUUUUAUCGAAAACCAUGUACCUGGAGGAUCGAACAGUACGGUUGCAAUUAUGGGACACAGCAGGUCAAGAGCGGUUCAGGAGCUUGAUUCCUAGCUACAUUCGUGACUCCACUGUUGCAGUUGUUGUUUAUGAUAUCACAAAUGUAAACUCAUUCCAGCAAACCACAAAAUGGAUUGAUGAUGUCAGAACGGAAAGGGGCAGUGAUGUCAUCAUUAUGCUAGUGGGAAAUAAAACAGAUCUAGCAGAUAAGAGGCAAGUGUCCAUUGAAGAGGGAGAGAGGAAAGCCAAAGAGCUGAAUGUAAUGUUCAUUGAAACUAGUGCAAAAGCAGGAUACAAUGUAAAACAGCUUUUCCGACGUGUGGCAGCUGCCUUGCCUGGAAUGGAGAGCACACAGGACAAAAGCAGAGAAGACAUGAUCGACAUAAAACUGGAAAAGCCUCAAGAGCAGCCCGUCAGUGAAGGAGGUUGUUCCUGCUAAUACCAUGUUGCUUCUCUUACCUUCCUCCAGAACAUCACUGCUUCCCCUCCCUUUACUCUUCAUUGACUGCGGUGUGAAUAUUGGCUUGAACUGUCCCCUUUCAGUAAUAACGUAUUGCAAUUCAUCGUUGCUGGCUGUCUCGUGGAGAUGAUCUCUUAGCUUCACAAGCGCGCACACAAAAGAAAAUGUCAGUGUCUUCAUUAUUUAUAAGAAAAAAAUAAAGCCAAAAUAUUCCAGCAUAUUCCAGUUAUAACUUUAAAAAGAUAGGUACAAUUUCUUAAUAUUUGUUCCUUUUUUAAUGUUAUAAUAUUGCUCUUUGAAAUGAUGGAAAUCGAGUAAGUUUUGAAUUGGACUUGGUCAAGAGGAAUGUGCAGAAUAACACUUAUAUCUUACCCACUUGAUUUCGCUAUCAAACUGGAAAUGGCUAGACAGCAGUCAAAAGAGAGGCAGAGUUGGCUUUUCCUUAAGGAUUAGAUGCUGCCCUUUCAAUAUCAAAUAAACAAGAGCUAGAACAUCCUCUAUGCUGAGAUGCUCUGAAUCUUUUUUCAAGCCCCAAACAUUUUGGAAACCUGAAACUUUAGCAGGGUUUUGAUGCUGAAAAAGGCUACUGAGUCUUUUAGUCUUUGCAGAGUCAAUAUGAACAAAUUUCCAAGAAAGCAGACCCAGAAAUACUAAGUGUCUUUCUGAUAUUGAUAAAUGGCUCUUUUGGGGAGGGACACGUGUGCUAACGAAACACUUUUGCCGAAGACAAGUAAACAGAUGUCUUGGAUACACAAUUAGUUUUAAAAGCAUUUUUUCUUUGAUGUAGAACUCCAAUAAAGUAAAUUAUUACUUGAGAGAUUGGAACAUGACGUUUUGGCUAUUGUAUCGGGGAGAAAAGCAAUUUUAAAAAAAAGGAAUUUUUAAACAAAGUUCAGCAUCAGCACUAAAAACAAUUUUGUCAGUGGAUUGGCGUGUCCAAAUUGUAGCAGAAAGACAAAACAGCCUUUGAUGGAACAAGUAGAAAUGUUACAAUACUUGACAGUUAAUAUGGGGUGGAUUGAUGGAGGAUCAGCUUGUGGGUUUCCUUAUCAUGGUCCUAAGUAAAUUGGGGGCGGGGGGAUGUUUACUUGUGAGCCUAUAGAAGUAGAUUUGAAAGACCCUAAGUGAAAAAGAAGGGAAUUUUAAUAGGAUGGAAAGAAACUUAUGAUUAUGCAGACGUAUGCCUUUAAUUUUUAGCAUUUUUUAUGUUGGGUCUUCCAAGUUGGUUUAGUUUUUUCAUUAGAUCUGUAUAGUUUGGUUAAAUAGCUAGUAAUUUAGUUUUAUAUUUAACUAAGCUACAAUUAACCAUUUUUCUUUGAUAUUUAUUUCUCGGCUUAAUUUUUUUACUAUUUUCAGUAUUUUUUGUUUUGCUGAGGAAUCCGUGUAGAGUUUUGCCAGUGUUGCAAGAUGUAGCUAUCCAAGAAACACAGAGAAACCAAUACACUAGACGCGCACCCUUGUAAUCUUUACUAGUCCUUGUGAAAUUGCUGUGUCAGUUAAUAAACACAAUUGUAAAUACAUUGUUUGCAGGAAGAGUAUUGCUGAGUUACAGUGCAGGAAAAAAAUUCCCAAGUCUACCUUACACGCAUUACUUAAUCGACGGAGUCUAAAGAUGGAAUCGAAAACACUCAGACUCCUCCCUCCUCUCCUUCCCCCACUGAAAAUAACCAACCCUGGGGGAAUAAUCCCCCUCCCCCACUGCUGUCACCUGGCAAUAUGCAGAGAACGUGUGGAAUUCUGCAUUCUGCAAUUGAAUGUCAAAUCAAUACCUGCCCGGGGUUUAUAAUAACUCUGCAUACCAAUAACUUAACAUUAAAGGCAAAAAUGAGAUGUAAAGUGCUUUUAUAAUGCAAUAUUAAAGGCGAUUUUUUUUUUGACGUGGCAUGUCUUGAAAUAAACAGUGAAAUAUGACGAAGGAUCAUAUUCUUUAUUUCAAAGAAGCUGAUGUGGGGAGGAAAACCUGGCUACUUUUCCUGUAUUGUAGUCGCCUUUAUUGUGCAAAAAAACAAAAACCCCAUCUUGCUGCUUUUAAUAUUCAGUUUUCUUUGGCUUGGAUUCUGAAAGUAAUUCAGUUUGUUCUGUAAACAAGCGCAGCAUUUUUGCCUCCAAUAAAGUAUAAGGAAAACACUAAAACACGGUGCUUGAACAGCAACUCUUAGCCCUAAGCUUGAAACGUUUGACAAGCCAGGCCCUAGAUAAGUCAGAUGCAGGGCCGGCUUUAGGAACUGUGGGGCCCGAUUCGAAUACCCGGCGGCGGGGGGGUCCACUUUGGGUCUUCCGUGGCACUGAAGGACACACACACACACACACACACGCCCUGCCGCCGAAAUGCCACUGAAGACCCAAAGCAGACCACUGCCGGCUGAGUACAAAAAUUAAAAAGGCGCCUAAGGCACGGGGCCCGAUUCAGGGGAAUCGGCCUAAAGCCGGCCCUGGUCAGAUGAUUACUCAAGCAAGUAGUCCUUACUCAGCCGAGUCAUCAUCCUUAUUUUAAUGGGGCUACUUGUGCAAGCUAUGGGCUGCUUGUUUGCGUAAGGGUUUGCAAGAUCAGCCCAUUAGGACUUGCCUUUGCCUGAAAAUGAGUGUUAGAACCUGACCUCGAGGAGUCGUGUCUUGAACAUGUUAAACACUUUGUGGUUGCAUAAACCAGGACAGCUCGUGUGUUGAACAUUUUCAAUUGGUCGUGGUAGAUUCCCACUGAAACCAGGGCGUACCUCUGACUACCGGACUUGUUUAACACAACUUGUCCCUGCAUCCACUGACUGCAAUCGUAUAGAACAUCGUGUUAGCUUCCAUGACUCCCAACACAGGUUCUAAUACUACCCCGUUUUCUAGUGAAAGGAAGCCCCCGGUAAUGUACAUGGAAGCAGAAUGUUUGUCUGUACGGUGCUUCCUCAUUCCAAGUUGUCUAGCUUUUCUUUCCAUCCACGCUGCCAGUUGACCCGUGAGAAUAGGCUCUUUUUUUAAAGACGGUUUUAAAACAGUAAAAAUUUCCGCUUUGUUUCUUUUCCCCUCCCCACUCUGGCUUGAUGAUGUACAGUACCUUCUGCAACUGUCCAUUACUCACUUUUUGUCUUGAUGCAAAGUAGUUGAAUAAAUUGUAAAAGGGGGGAAAAGGUUCCUUCUCUUCUUCAUGUUGGAAUGUCACUGGUACCUCAGCUCUGUUUGAUAAUAUAAAACAACAAAAAUUCCUUAGCGCUUGAACUAAAUAAAUACCUGUCUCAUUGGAA
Molecule: messenger RNA, 4118 nt
Organism: Trachemys scripta elegans
Lineage: Eukaryota; Metazoa; Chordata; Testudines; Emydidae
Gene: RAB6A
Product: RAB6A, member RAS oncogene family
Exons: 8
Coding region: 241-867 (208 amino acids)
Molecular function (GO): GTP binding; GTPase activity
Source: RefSeq, a predicted model, not a curated record